AUGGCAGCGGACAUAGGCUUGGCACUGCAAAGGACCUAUGCAGCGCUAUUGGUCCUACGAAUGGUCCAAGCCUUUGGAUGCAGCGCUGCUAUUGCUCUGUCGAACGCUGUAGUGGCAGAUAUUGCUACUUCAGCAGAGCGAGGGAAAUACAUGGGCUAUGCUACUGCAGGCCUCCUUUUCGGACCGGCUUUUGGGCCCACCAUCGGAGGUCUCUUCGCACAAUUUCUUGGUUGGAGGUCCACGUUCUGGUUCCUGGCCAUCUUUGCUGGUGUGUUGAUCAUCAUAUUCGGACUCUUGUUCCCAGAGACCUGUCGAAAUGUCGUUGGCAACGGGUCUAUUCCAGCGAAAGGCGUCAACUGCUCGAUUCUCGGCCACAUGCAGCAGCAGAAGUACGCGAAAGAUCAUCCGGAAGCACCGAAUGGUGAUAUAGCCUCGCUUGGUCGGCGGAGGGGAGGUUUCCCGAACCCUCUCAGAACCUUGAAGAUUCUUGGUGAUCCUGUCAGCUGUGUUAUCCUCCUGUACAAUGGCCUCUUCUUCACGGGUAUGAUGGUUGUGACGGGAGCUAUGCCAACCCUAUACGCCGAUGUGUACGGAUUGGACACACUCGAGAUUGGAUUGUGUUACAUUACAAAUGGCAUGAGCUCGCUGCUUUCGACCUUGACUAUGGGUCACGUCGCGGACUGGAACUUCAAGCGCCAUAGCAAACGCCUCGGUUAUGACAUCAAGAAAGGCAGACAGCAGGACCUGAGCGGCUUUCCCAUUGAGAGGGCGAGGUCCGAGGUCUUGAUUCCAGGGCACAUCAUCGGAACACUAGCGAUCAUCGUCUUUGGCUGGACACUCAACUACGGCACUUCACUGGCAGAGCCUGAGGUGGCUUUAUUCUUCAUUGGCUUUGGCAUUUCGACAUCAUUCAACCUUACUAACACGUUGUUGAUCGACAUACACAAGGACCAACCUGCAACAGCGACGGCGGCAGUGAAUUUUGUGAGAUGUCUGAUGAGCGCCGGGAGAGCUGCUGCGGUUAUCCCAAUGACCCAAGCCAUGGGCAUCGGUUGGGCAUUCACUUUCCUAGCAUUUGUUUACUGUGCGUUGUUGGGUGUUGUCUUCUGGAUGAUGAGCAACGGUCCGAGACUUAGAGCAAAGGCAACGGAGAAGAAGAAGGUAAAGGACGAGCGUGCUGCUGCUGAAGCCAGAUUAGCUGAUGUGGAGAACGUGGCCACGACUGACGAUAGAAGCGAGAAGGAGGAAUUUGAAGAUGACACGAAAAGAUAG
This is a messenger RNA of Fulvia fulva, 1272 nucleotides long. RefSeq names its product MFS-type transporter clz19. Gene Ontology annotation, molecular function: transmembrane transporter activity. Lineage: Eukaryota; Fungi; Ascomycota; Dothideomycetes; Mycosphaerellales; Mycosphaerellaceae. Bases 1 to 1272 code for a protein of 423 amino acids. The record is from RefSeq and is a predicted model, not a curated record. The transcript has a single exon. Gene Ontology annotation, biological process: transmembrane transport.